Aureobasidium pullulans EXF-150 is the source of this 384-nucleotide messenger RNA. RefSeq lists its product as uncharacterized. NCBI's taxonomy places the organism in Eukaryota, Fungi, Ascomycota, Dothideomycetes, Dothideales, Saccotheciaceae. The coding region runs from base 1 to 384 and encodes 127 amino acids. The transcript has 2 exons. The record is from RefSeq and is a predicted model, not a curated record.
AUGUACACCACCCCUCCUCAUCUCGCACCCUCUCGCCGCCUGUCCCACCGCCUCUCCACUUGGCGUGCCCCUAGCUUCGAUGAAGCCCUGAACACCCUCAUCAUCUCCCGCGGCAAUCGCCAGAUCCUGUUCUUCUGCCUCGGCUUUUUGUGUCCAGUCCUCUGGAUGGUCGCCGCUUUCCUGCCCUUGCCCCUCAGGCCCAUGGAAGCUAGCAUGAACAACCUCGAGGCGUCCAUGCAAGACUUUUCCUCUGAGGUCGAGGGUGAGAAGAAGCGCAGAUACCUGAAGGCAAGAUGGUGGAGAAACCUCAAUCGCAUCAUGAGUUUUGUGGGCGUGGCCAUCAUUGGCGCCAUCGUUGCCCUUGCUGUUGUUGCUUCAAAAUAA